AUGGGUGAGGCAGCCGGUUGUUUUGUUUCGCCUUCUGACUUUGACGUCAAUCGGUUUAUUGGCCGUGGAUGUUAUUCUGUUGUUUAUGAGGUUGCCAAGAGGAAUGGAACUGAUUCCGGCUCACGUUAUGCGUUGAAAAGAUUCUUUCUGGAGAACGAUUCUUCUGUAAAAUGUGUCCUUCGUGAAAGGCGCAUUCUAGAGCGCUUGGCACUAGCGGAUUACGAGAGUCCUUUUCUUCCAAAGUUACUAUAUGGAUUGUGGUGUAAUUAUUCUUCCGCAUUCAUUCUUCGAGAAGGAGCUGGUUGCGAUCUGUACGACCUGCUAUGCCAUGUUGGUUUUCUAUCGGAGACAAAUGCCCGUUUUUACCUUACCGAGGUUAUAUGCGGACUAGAACACCUCCACUCACUCAACAUCGUUCAUCUUGAUAUAAAGCCUGAGAAUGUUCUGUUUUACCCGGAUGGACAUGUUUUUCUUUCUGACCUGGAUAGAUCCUUCGAUAUAAGUCUGGGCAUGAAACCUACACUUGAUGAUUUUACUGGAACACCUCUAUUCAUGGCUCCGGAGAUUGCAAAAGGAGAAGUAAUUGACCUACGCGCGGAUAUCUGGAGCCUCGGGGCACUUGUGGCCGAAAUGGUUGCUGGACCUAUUAGACCAGACUCUCAUGAUACCGCCCACGAAUUCCAGAGAGCACGUUCAGGGACGUACACUAUUCGGGGUUUGAAACGCUUCUCCAAACCACUACAGUCAUUCUUCACGGUGUGCCUCCAGAAAAAUCUUAAUCAAAGACCUCACUUAAAGGACGUGAAGAAGCUCCGUUUCUUGCGAUAUGUUGACUGGGAAAAGGCGAAUAAACUUGACCUUCUACCUCCGUAUAAAACUUCCGAAAUACACCACCGGCCCGCUAAAGAGGAGCGGGGUCCUCUCAAAUCUACUGAUCAGCGUGUCUUGAGUGGUGCUUUCAGUCCACUUAGACCAGUGGUCUUCGCUUCCAAUAAGGCCAAGAAGAAGCAAACGGAACUGUGUGCCGUCCCGGUUGAUUCGUUUACGGAGCAAAGACAAUCAUCCGCACUCACAGAUUGCCUUAGGAAAGAUGGAUAUACGUUGGAGUUGUUGAAUGAAAGGUUCAAGUGUUUCAAUUUUGUUCACCCGAGCUUGAGAUAUAACUAUAGUACGGCCAAGCCGGAGAGCCAAAGUACUAAGUUGACAGCUUUGUCGCAAGACGAUCUUGAUACACUCUUCGGCGACAAACUGAAAAUAAUCGGUCUCGAAGAACCGUCAUCCCCUUCACUCUUCCGAAGAACACGGAAGCGUGGUCUUUCGAUUGGGGAU
Molecule: messenger RNA, 1329 nt
Organism: Opisthorchis viverrini
Lineage: Eukaryota; Metazoa; Platyhelminthes; Trematoda; Opisthorchiida; Opisthorchiidae
Exons: 1
Biological process (GO): protein phosphorylation
Molecular function (GO): protein kinase activity; ATP binding
Source: RefSeq, a predicted model, not a curated record